GUAGAAGAAAAUUUACAUCCUGUGCUCCACGCAUUAGCUGCUUUAAGCCGAGUCAUGCCUGAGCAGGAUAAUUACGAUGAUGAGUUGGUUUCCAGCAACCCAAAUCAACGCAAUUGGCGCGGCAUUCUCAUCGCACUGCUGGUGAUCAUUAUUGUGCUGGCCUUGAUUGUAACAUCGGUGGUGCUGCUCACGCCACCCGAUGAGGGACCGCGCGUCAAGGGACAGCGCAUCAAGCUACAGGACAUCGUCGACGGCCUCUACGUGCCGCAGCGUGCCAAUGGCAGUUGGAUCGACGCCGAGGAGUUUUUGUAUCAGGAUCAUUUGGGCCGUAUCUGCCUGCUGAAUGCAGCCAAUCGCACGGAACGCGUCCUCAUGUCCAAUGUGACAUUUAAAACUCUGGCGCCGUUCACAUUUAGCAUAUCGGCGGAUAAACGUUACCUGCUGCUGGCCCAAAACGUUGUCAAAUUAUUUCGACACUCGUAUUUGGCGCAGUACACGCUAUUUGACAUACACACAAGCGAGGCCAUCAAGCUGCGCCACAAUCCGCAACAGGACGAAUGGCCCUAUUUGCAUUUUGCGCGCUUUACAAGCGCCGGAAACGCUUUAAUCUGGGUGCACAACUACGAUAUUUACUAUCGUCAGGAGGUGCGUGCCUCGCAUGCUUAUCGCAUCACACACGAUGCGGUGCCGGGCGUUGUCUAUAACGGCAUACCCGAUUGGCUAUACGAAGAGGAAAUUCUGCAUACUAAUAAUGCAAUUUGGCUAUCGGACGACGGGCAACUGCUGCUCUAUGCCAGCUUCAACGAUACACACGUCCAGGAGCAGCAUUUUGCUUGGUAUGGCACCACCUCAACUGGCGCCGCAGGCGGUGCUGCGACAAGCGGCACAACUCAUGGCAAUGGUGGUGUCGGUGGUGGCACUAGCUCUGGCGGUGGCUCAGCUGGUGGCAGUAAUCCGCAUGCCAACUUGUAUCCGGAAAUUAGAUCCUUACGAUAUCCUAAGCCGGGCACGCAGAAUCCGACAGUCACCUUGCGGGUGGCCGACCUGGCGGUUCCUGAGAAGAUACACAUCAUAGACUUGAAACCGCCGAAAAUUAUAGAAAACGAGGAUCAUUACUUUAGCAGCGCCAGUUGGGUGAGUGCCAAGGAGAUCGCUGUGGUGUGGCUAAAUCGACCGCAGAACAUAUCCGUGGUCAGUGUCUGCAGGAGUCCCUCGUUUGUCUGCAUCGAGACGCAUCGUGUGAGCGGCGACGGACGCGGCUGGGUGGACACUGUCUCGGUGCCAUUGUUUGCGGCCAAUGCCAGCCACUAUGUGGCCAUAUCGCCGCUGCGAGACGGCUCGUUUGGCUAUUUCCGGCAUAUCGUGCACGUGGACAUUGACAAUAAUCGCGUGCUGCCCCUCACACACGGACCCUACGAGGUGAAUCGACUCCUGCACUGGGAUCAGCUCGAUAAUUGGAUCUAUUUUCUGGGCACGCCGGAGCGCCUGCCCUCGCAGCAGCAUUUGUAUCGCGUCUCGGCGCUGCCCGCUCGACAGGGACAGGCUUUGCAGGCGCCCGACUGUCUGACAUGUCCGGCGCUUAUGCACGGCAGCGAUGGCUAUGACGAGGGUCAAACCAAAUCGCCGCCAAAGCUGGUGACCGCCUGGGACGAUGACUGGGAGGACUCCGAGGAGGCGGAGGCGCUGCCGCCGCCACCGGCCAUGCCCGUAGAGCAGCAGCGACAGGCGCGUGGACAUGGAGCGCCACCACCCAGUGAUUGCCUGUACCAUGAGGCACAGUUUCCGCUGUCCCUGCGAGCGCGUUAUGUUCUAGUGGAAUGUCUGGGUCCAGUGGUGCCCAAUUCUAUAAUAUAUGGCCUGAAGUUGCCCACUGGACCCAAGGCCAAAAAGCAAAGCCUACCGCAGGAGCAGCUCGCAGCAGAAGCUGCAGCUGCUGCUAAGGUAGCUGGCGAGCCGAAGUCACAGUUUCUGGAGCUGCUCGUCACCGUGCAGAACAACACGCGACUCAAGGAAAAGAUGGCCAAAGUGGCGCUGCCGCAGGUAAAAACCUUUCCAGUUAUGAUCUCCGGCGGCUAUCAUGCCCAGGUGCGUCUCUAUCUGCCGCCCGUACUGCGCGAGGAUGAGAUAACGCGUUAUCCCACCAUAUUGCACGUAUACUCCGGUCCGGGCUCUCAACUGGUCACAGAUCGCUGGCACAUCGAUUGGAACACCUAUUUAUCCGGCAGCAAGGAUUACAUAGUCAUCGAGAUCGAUGGCCGUGGCUCCGCCGGCCAGGGCUAUCAGCUGCUGCACGAGGUUUACAAGCGUCUGGGCAGCGUUGAGGUAUCCGAUCAGCUGGAGGUUAGCGAAUAUUUGCGUGACAAUCUACACUUUAUCGAUGCGCGCCGCAUGGGUGUCUGGGGCUGGAGCUAUGGCGGCUAUACAGCCGCCCUCGCCCUGGCCGGACAGCAGUCAAUCUUCCAGUGCGGCAUCAGUGUCUCGCCGGUGACCAAUUGGAAGCUUUAUGACUCCACCUAUGCGGAACGUUAUCUGAGUUUUCCGAACGUAACCGACAACUACAAGGGCUACGAGGAGAGCGAUCUGUCAAAGUAUGUGGACAAUUUGCGCGAGCGUCAAUUCCUGCUGGUGCAUGGCACCGCGGAUGACAAUGUGCAUGUCCAGCAAUCUAUGGUACUUGCACGUGCGCUGACCAGCAAGGGUGUGCUAUAUAAGCAGCAAAUCUAUCCCGAUGAGGGGCAUAGUUUGUCCGGCGUAAAGCGGCAUCUAUAUCGCUCCAUGACCGCCUUUUUUGAGGAUUGUUUCAAGAAGCUGGUGCCCCCAGAGACCAAGGCCGGCCUGGGCAGCGGCGGCGAUAUGCAGCAGCAAUAAAUUGCAGCAUCAACAGCAUAAGCAGCAGAAUAAAAAUUUUUUUUUGAUUACAGCAGUGCGAAGCAAUAAACGAAACCGAAAAGUGCGAGAAAGGCGUGUUAAAAGAAAGACACACACACACACACACACACACACACAGUUGUACACACUGCAGUAUUUGCAGUAAAUAUCGAUAUGCGAUUCCAUUGACAAUUUUCGAAAGGUAAAUAUAUCGAUAAAUAAUUAGACUGAUCCAGAUCACUGAACAAAAAUAUGGUUGAUCAGUCAUGCAAAGGCUUAUAAGAAAAGUAGCCCGGCAUCAACAAAGGAGAAAGAGUGUUUUUUUUUUUUUUAUUUAUUGUCUCGCGUUUGAUCGUUGUAAGAUAUAGACACAGCCAAAUGUUACAACAAUAAGUGUAAAUUGCGCUUUGUACAAAAUAAUAAGCAACAAAUAAAUGCUAAGUGAACGUGCGCAAAAAAGAAAGCGAAAAAACACAUGCAGUCAACAUGGUUGUGAGAACAUGACGUCAUCAUGACAAGCAGUUACACACACGCAUACACAGACAUGAACAAAUGUGCAACAUACACAUAUAUACAUACAUACAUAAAUGUUAAUGCCGGACGGCGGAUAAAACAGCGCGUAAGUGUCGCAUAUUUCUUUUGAUUUAUUCGAUUUUUUAUGCAUUUGCUGCAUACAUUUGCAAAUGGGGUUUGACCAAAAAUGAAAUACCAAAAUAAACAAUAUAUUUACUGUAGUGCAAAGGUCACCAGGUGGCACUGCCAAAUGUCAACAGGAGGGGUCACAGGGGGAGCGAGAAAGCGUUGUAAAGGAAAUUAUAUACAUAAAUCAAUUUACAAACAUUUGAAAAAGCAAUUUAAAUAACAUUUUCUGAUAACCGAGAGUCUAAAAUUUUGUUCAAUGAUGGCAAACAUAAAUCUCAUAUGGAGUUUAUGAGCCGCAAUUAUUUAUUACAGGUUAUUUAUUUUAUUUUUUUUUUUUUUAUCAGGUAGUACAAUCAAAAAUUUCUGCCAAGUCUGAUGGAAUUGCUCAAAAUUAAAAGAUUGCUCACAUCAAUAGCUUUAAUAUAAACAAUUUAUUUUUGCUCUAAAAUUUCCGCUCCCCGCAAAUGUUGCGCUGUUGACCCGCGCCUCCCGCACAUUUAAACACUUUUUGCACUCGCAUUAAAACCGUAGAAUUGAGUAGAUGUAAAUUGAAUGAAAUGAAAAUGCUGCAAUAAACAAGACAUAAAUAAUAAAGUAAGCGCGCAAAUAUAAAAUGAGCAGCCAUAAAAGAAAAAAAAUAUAUAUAAAUCUGAGCAUUCGCACAAGCACAGCAAGAAAUCAAUUUAAUUGAAUGCUAAAUUUAAAACAAAAUGGCCAAAUUCAAUUAUAAUUUAAUUGUGAACUUAAGCAUAAAUACUGUUCGCAUAUAAGUAGCGCAAUAAUAAUAUUUAAUAUUUAAUAGUUAUAUUUAAUGGCAUAUUAAUUCAGUUCAUGUUGAUUGCAACAACUUCGCACCGAAGUCAAAACCAAAAGUACAUUUCUAAAUGAGCGUAGUGAAUGUAGCGUUAAAUAUAUAUUAGUUAACCAAGCCCAAUAAUGUCUAGAUAUUAAGUGCAAAAAACCAAAGUAAACAAAAACGAAAAGGUCAAAAAUAGCUGCGAUACACGUUUAAAAUUCGAAUGCGACUGGCAGAAAGUUGGCAAAAAAAAAAA
This is a messenger RNA of Drosophila virilis, 4562 nucleotides long. RefSeq names its product Dipeptidyl peptidase 10 (gene Dpp10). Gene Ontology annotation, biological process: proteolysis. Gene Ontology annotation, cellular component: plasma membrane. Gene Ontology annotation, molecular function: serine-type peptidase activity; dipeptidyl-peptidase activity. Lineage: Eukaryota; Metazoa; Arthropoda; Insecta; Diptera; Drosophilidae. The record is from RefSeq and is a predicted model, not a curated record.